Messenger RNA from Panicum virgatum (switchgrass), 426 nucleotides. Its product is annotated as cytokinin hydroxylase-like. Gene Ontology annotation, molecular function: heme binding; oxidoreductase activity, acting on paired donors, with incorporation or reduction of molecular oxygen; iron ion binding. The transcript is spliced from 2 exons. Lineage: Eukaryota; Viridiplantae; Streptophyta; Magnoliopsida; Poales; Poaceae. The record is from RefSeq and is a predicted model, not a curated record. The coding region runs from base 1 to 426 and encodes 141 amino acids.
AUGGUGUUUGAGGACAUCCGGCUCGCCGUCGGCCUGCACCUGUCGGCCGGCCUUUUGGUAGGGAUCCCGAUGCUCUCCAUCCACCACUACGAGUUCAAGCCGGAGUGCUUCGCGGCUCAAGAUGGCAAUGGUAUGUACCCGUUGCCAUCUCUAUUCGCGGCGGGCCGGCAUCCGGCAUUGCUACCGUUCGCGUCGGGCCCGCGCAACUGCGUCGGCCAGGUGCACGCGCUCGUCGAGGCCAAGAUCGUGCUCGCCAUGAUGCUGCAGCACUUCCGCCUCUCCCUCCCUGGCUCCCUCCCAGUGCCGGCAGUGCGGCAGGUGGCACUCCCUUGUGGGCUCUUUGCCCGUGCCCAAGCAGCCAUGCAGACGGGCGAGAGAACUAGUUUUGAUUGUUUUACAAGAAUUGAUCACUAUCUUGCUUGCUGA